AUGAACCUUCAAAACCUUAUCUUGGAACCCUUAGAGGGUAUAGCAGAAGAAAGAUCAGCAACGAAGACCUUUAUUGCCGAUAUACAGAAUGAACGAAGAUUGACUGAUGCGAGUUACUCAAAAAUCAUUGACGAGUAUAAGUUCACAAUCUCUACACUUCAUGCGCAGCAUGCGAGGAUCAGGGAGGCGUAUCAGUCCACGCUCUCUGCACUUCAAUCGCAGCAGGUGAUCAUGAAUGAGUGUAUGUCCGUGCUCUCUACACUUCAAUCACAGGAUGCGAGGAUCAAGAUACUUGAGGAGGAGGGGAUCCUCCGAGAAUACUUCCAGUAG
Molecule: messenger RNA, 330 nt
Organism: Morchella importuna
Lineage: Eukaryota; Fungi; Ascomycota; Pezizomycetes; Pezizales; Morchellaceae
Exons: 1
Coding region: 1-330 (109 amino acids)
Source: RefSeq, a predicted model, not a curated record